This is a messenger RNA of Telopea speciosissima, 396 nucleotides long. RefSeq names its product glutamic acid-rich protein-like. The record is from RefSeq and is a predicted model, not a curated record. The transcript has a single exon. NCBI's taxonomy places the organism in Eukaryota, Viridiplantae, Streptophyta, Magnoliopsida, Proteales, Proteaceae. Bases 1 to 396 code for a protein of 131 amino acids.
AUGGCUAUUUUUGUCGGUGAAGACCAUUUUAUCGUUUCCAAGUCUGAAGGUUUCAUAGACAAAGAGCUCUAUGCACUCACCAACAUCGAAGAAGAAGAAGAAGAAGAAGAAGAAAUGGAAGUCGAUGGCAGCGAUAAAGAUAAUGAAAUUAGCAUGGAAGAAGACGAGGAUAGAAUCAAAGCUGAUGAGAAGACUGAUAAUGAGGAUGAUGAUGAUGACGACGACGACGACGAAGACGAGAAAGGUGAUGGAGAUUACAGCGGUUAUGAAGGAACAGACUACGAAGAGGAGGAGGACGAAGAAGAAAACGCUGAAACCUGUGAUGAUCAUCACAUUGAAGCAAAACAGGAGGAUGAUUUCCUACUACGAGUUCUACGACGAGGGUGGCGAGAGUAA